AUGAUCACCAGAGUUCUCCUCGUUUUGGCAAUUUUUGGUGGAAUCGUCGAAGCGAAAACGAAAUGCGAUGAUGGUGUUGAGAAUGUGAUCAAAUUCACUGAUACCACAAGAGGAAAGGGAAAGAUCAUUUUCACCGAUUUCGAGGUCUCCACGUAUGACGAUGAAAAGAGCCCAUCGUGCGUCAAAGGAAAACCGCAAUUCAGACUUCCUGGACAUUUCAAACUCACGAAAGGAUUCAUUGAAGUUAAAGAACCAAUCACUGAUGAAGAUUCUCUUGAAUUAGCGAUGACCGUCGAGAAGGACAGCUUCAUGAUCGGAAAAGUGUGUGAAAAUGGAAAAAGUCAAAAUUCAUUCGUCCCCGACCAACUUUGCAAAUUCAAAUUGUGCAGCAUUGCUCCAAGUGUGUGCGCUCUUCUUCGCGUCAAGACCAGCGCACCAAUCGACGUGACACCGUUCGUUCAGAAAGAGCCGAUUGACAUUGGAGCUUUGCCAAUUCCGCAACUCGGCGGAAACUGGAAAAUCUCGGCGAAAAUCGUGCAAGGCUCGAAAACUCUCGCUGGAGUUCAAAUCGGAAAUGGAAAGACGUGGCUCAGCAUUGACUCGCAAGAGGGUGCUGGAGGUGGCCUCAACUUCAACCCAGUGCCACCAUCAACUGGCCACGAAGAGUUGUAA
Messenger RNA from Caenorhabditis bovis, 672 nucleotides. The record is from the annotation of a GenBank genome assembly. Lineage: Eukaryota; Metazoa; Nematoda; Chromadorea; Rhabditida; Rhabditidae.